Phytomonas sp. EM1 is the source of this 1695-nucleotide messenger RNA. NCBI's taxonomy places the organism in Eukaryota, Euglenozoa, Kinetoplastea, Trypanosomatida, Trypanosomatidae. The record is from the annotation of a GenBank genome assembly.
AUGGGCGGGCACUCGAAGAAAAGUGGUAGGGGCGGCGGCGGCCAUCUAAAUCGCCAGCGACAAUCUCAAGCCACGAAGAAAAAGGUCCUCUCCAGGGAUCCUGGCGUUCCUGACUUGAAAAGAAUCGCCGAAAAAAUGACGAGAACUGUGGAAAAACGUAAUCACAGUCUGCUGAGUCUCAAUUCCAAAGGUGCGAGCGAAAAUAAGGACGCUCUUGAUCGAGGAGGCCGGCAUACCCUGAGCACCAGUUCCGCGUUGGUGCAGUCCCAAGAGUCAAGUGGAAAUGCCUUUUCAAAGGCCUUUUCCCCAAUAACCACCAGCGUCGGUGGCACAGCCCCUAACGGAGACGAGCUGUCCGAGGAGCAGCGGCGGGCGAACCAGCGGCGCGAGAUGAUCGCUCUCGCAUUGCGUUCGACGGAAAAGCAGCACGACUACGAGGCGCCCACGCGACUGCACGGCAUGGGUGGGGAGGCGGGCGAGGAUUUGGAUGGCUGGGGGGACGAGGAUGGAGUUUCGACGGACCGCCGCGGCGCGGACCGCUCCUUGCGGCGUUUUUACAAGAAGUUUCAGCAGGUUGUCGAGAGCUGCGACGUGCUACUGCAGGUCGUGGACGCGCGCGACCCGCUGGGUUGUCGGCUAACGCAGCUCGAGCAAAACAUCCGCUCAAGCUACGGCGAGGACCGCAAGAAAAUUGUCAUCGUGCUUAACAAGGUGGAUAUGCUUCCCUCGAAGAAGGUGGUGGAUAUGUGGAUUCAUCACUUCCAAUCUCAGGAGAACAUCCCGUGCAUCCCUUUCUCGGCUACCGCAAACGGUGCUGUUGGACAAGGAUACGUCCACGAGCUUUUCAAGCAGCUUCGUACCUUGGCUCGCAGCGCGGAGUCUGGAGAGCGCAAAUCGAUUGUUGUUGGGGUGAUUGGCUACCCUAAUGUCGGCAAAAGCUCGAUCAUCAACGCGCUUAAGCGAAAAAAUGUUGUGGGGGUCGGCAAUACGCCGGGCUUUACGACGGGGAACACCGAGGUGGAGCUGCGUUCUGAUAUUCGCAUCAUGGACUGCCCGGGUGUUGUGAGUCCGGGUGAGGGUAGUGGCGAUGUCAUUCUGCGCAAUGCGGUGCGGGUUUCCGAUCUCGUGAAUCCAUUCGCGCCCGUCCAGCGUCUCCUGGAGCGUUGCACGGCGGUUCAAGAGGUCGUCGACUCCGAUGACGAGGACGCCCACCAUCACCAUACACUACAGGGUUCCGGCGUUCACCCGCUCGCGGCAAUCUACGGUAUUGGAUCUUUCCCCGCGAAUGACGUCAUGGCGUUUAUCCAUCUCGUAGGGCUGCGUCGAGGUCGGCUCACCAAAGGCGGUCAGGUCGACGAGGAGGCCACCGCGCGGAUGAUUUUGAGCGACUGGAAUGAUGGGCGUAUCGCGUACUACACCUAUCCACCUAAGGUGGACGAACUUUUUAUGCGCUCGAGUGGCGACUAUAAGGCGUUGCGGGUUCGUUCAGCCAAUGAAACUGCCGCGGCCGAGGAUGAAGAAUCCCCGCAGCUCGUGUCGCACCUGGCGCGCGGCAUCACGAUGGAUGGCCUGCCCGUGUUCCAUCUCAGACUGAGCACGGCAUCGGCCAAUGCCCAUAAUCGGAAAAAGAAAUGGAUUCAUCGGUAUCACGCCGAGGAGGAGUCGGGUGAGAGUAGCAUGGAGGAGGAGCUUUAG